Molecule: messenger RNA, 222 nt
Organism: Gongylonema pulchrum
Lineage: Eukaryota; Metazoa; Nematoda; Chromadorea; Rhabditida; Gongylonematidae
Source: the annotation of a GenBank genome assembly
AUGUCACCUGGGUUAAGUACAGUACGCGGGAUAGCUGGUGUAAUUUGGGCGAUAUUCUGGUUUGCGCUGACAUUCGAAAGCCCCACAUUUCAUCCGACAAUUUCACCGGAAGAAAAAAAAUACAUCCUCGAUGCUAUUGGACCGGUGUCUACGACUCAUCCAACUAUCCGUCGAUUUUCACUUUGGCAGUCUCACAAACACAUACACACACAGAUACAGUGA